AAAAAAAACAGGACAUCCUCCUGCUUCCCUCCACCCCCAACUCUCGUUUUUUCUCAAUCUGAUAACGUGAGAGAGAGAGGAGCCGAAAGGGAAAAAAUGGUGAUAAGACGUACUGUUGAAGCUUUAUCGUCAUCAACCCGUCAUUUCUGAAAACAGUAAAAUGGCGGCUCCUGCAGAGUCACAUGCUCGAUUAGACGGUCGGUUUUGGUUAGAAGGAACACCGUAUUUGGCAGAGGAAAAUGUUGGAGCAGGUGCUUAUGGUGUGGUUUGCAAAGCAAUGGAUACGAGAAAUAAGAAACAAGUGGCAAUCAAGAAAAUCCCACGAGCCUUCACUGCACACACUUUGGCCAAACGAUCAUUGAGAGAAGUUCGAAUUCUUCGUGAGCUGCUCCAUGAGAACAUCAUCGCUGUGUUAGACAUGUUCACUGCAGAGGGCGCUCAUGGAAAGGACAUUUAUCUAGUUAUGGAUCUCAUGGAAACUGAUCUUCAUCAGAUUCUCCACUCAAGACAGACUCUCAUGGAACAACAUUUUCAAUACUUUUUCUAUCAAUUACUUCGAGGAUUGAAGUACCUUCACUCUGCUGGAAUUAUUCAUAGAGACUUAAAACCAUCAAAUCUACUUUUAAAUGGAGAUUGUCUACUGAGAAUCGCCGAUUUUGGCAUGGCAAGAGCUUAUGCUUCUGCGAGUACAGUAAGAGAUGACGCUAAUGUUGGAGGACAUAUGACACAAUAUGUAUCAACACGUUGGUAUCGAGCUCCAGAGAUUUUGUUUUCAAUGGUAGAAUAUGACACAAAAGUGGAUUUGUGGUCAGCUGGAUGUAUAUUUGCUGAAAUGCUACUUCGACGUCAGCUAUUCCCUGGAAAAGAUUCCGUUUCACAGAUAAAAAUGAUUGUUUAUUAUUUGGGAAGUCCAGAAGAAGAGGUUAUCAAUAGGAUAACAUCAGACCUUGUCAGAGAUUCAAUUGAAGCAUGUGGUCGUAAAACUCCUCUUCCAUUUUCUGCAAUAUUUCCGAAAGCUAGUCCAGAGGCGAGAAACAUGGUUUCAUAUCUAUUGCAAAUUUCUCCCUGGAAACGAUAUUCGGCAGAUCAGAUUCUACAACAUCCGUUCAUGGCUCAAUACCAUAAUGAUCAAUACGAACCACUUUGCCCUCCACGUGUACAAGUGGAUGUAGACGCGAUUGAACGAUUCGAGGGAGCUCAAGUGGUUGCUGGUCUCGACGAGGAGGCGAGAAUAUUUGAGAUGCGACGUGGCACAAACUACGACACCAGAAAAACACCCCCUCCAUACCUUGACGAUAAAUCUAACCAAACGUUCGAACCGGAUAAAGAAGGAAAAAUGGGGCCAAGAGAGGAUCCAACUGACUAUUUGGGAGUGAUACGACAAUUUCAGAAAACCAGAGAGCAGAAGGAUGAUGAUAUAUCAGAUUCCGAUGAGACACCAACUAGUCUUUCGUCGGCUGAAACAAUUGAUACAGUUCGAGAAGUUGAACUACAUCGAAAAUGUUCUGAGGAGAAUUACUCAUCGGAUAGUGGAAUGGAACCAUCAACAAGUAAUGCGAAUUUGAUUGUUCAGGAAAUUUUUAAAAAUGGAAUUAAUUGGCCAUUGGAUGUUACAAGUAUUUCUAGUGCUCCACCUAUGUUAUCUGGCGGCAUCCCUCCUUCAAAAAAAUCGAAAAAUCAUCUGGAUCGAAGAAACAUCGACCGAAUACGAGAAGGAUACAGUGAGAAACGACGAUUUAUUCCGAAAAUUCGAGACAAGCGAGCUAGUAGUGAUAGUUCAUCAAAACUUGAUGACAAAGAUCGAAUAGUGAGAUUGCGAAAGUCUCGACAGGAGUUAAGGAAAACCAGUAAAGAUGAUGACCGUGGAGUGUGACAAUGACAAUUUAUCUAGUAUGUAAUAUUUUAAUUCUUCUACUAAUUCUUUUGAUGAUCAGUGAUGAAAUAUGAUAAACGGGUUAUUUUU
This is a messenger RNA of Caenorhabditis elegans, 1963 nucleotides long. It is a transcript of the gene mpk-2, whose product is annotated as Mitogen-activated protein kinase. Gene Ontology annotation, cellular component: cytoplasm. Gene Ontology annotation, molecular function: kinase activity; protein kinase activity; MAP kinase activity. Bases 161 to 1873 code for a protein of 570 amino acids. The transcript is spliced from 12 exons. Gene Ontology annotation, biological process: MAPK cascade. The record is from RefSeq and is marked reviewed. Lineage: Eukaryota; Metazoa; Nematoda; Chromadorea; Rhabditida; Rhabditidae.